Messenger RNA from Phytophthora nicotianae INRA-310, 1619 nucleotides. RefSeq lists its product as hypothetical. Gene Ontology annotation, molecular function: metal ion binding. NCBI's taxonomy places the organism in Eukaryota, Oomycota, Peronosporomycetes, Peronosporales, Peronosporaceae. The coding region runs from base 73 to 1416 and encodes 447 amino acids. Gene Ontology annotation, cellular component: mitochondrion. The record is from RefSeq and is a predicted model, not a curated record. The transcript is spliced from 2 exons.
AGCCGCACACGCCCCGCCCUCACCACCAGAAGCACAGAAACGCCCUCUCUAAUUGCUAUCUAGAUCGCCGAGAUGCUCGCGUCGUCGUCCUCCAAGCUCGCGGCCCGCGCGUCGCGCUCGCUGUUCACCAAGGCCAGCGCCAUGCCCAGCGUGGCUCUGAGCGAGGAGUUCCCGUCGGUGCCUAAGACGCAGCCCAAGGCCGCUCCCGCUGCCAAGCUCACCACUUCGACGGCCUCGUCUGGUCUCCAGCUUGGCUCGGACGACCGUGCCGCCUCUGUGGCCACCAUCGGUGUGCAGCUUAACACUGGCGCGCGUGACGAGAGCGAGGAGACUGCGGGUGUUUCGCAGCUGUUCGCCAAGAUGGCCUUCCGCGCCACCGAGAACCGUUCGGACCUGCGUCUGUACCGUGACAUUGAGGCCAUUGGCGGCGUGGUGAACGCUCAGGCCGGCCGCGACUUUGUGCGCUACAGCGUCAGCGUGCUGCCUGACCAGCUGGAGGCGGCCGCCGAGAUCCUGGCCGAGACUACGCUGGCCCCCAAGUUCGCGCUCUACGACGUGGAGGAGCAGAAGAAGGUGGUGCAGGCCGAGUUCGAGAAGAUCACCGAGAAUGCGUCGGCAUCUCUGCUUGAGGGUGUGCACGCUGCUGCUUUCUACGAUGACAUGACGCUGGGCCGUUCGCUGGUCGCUGCCGAGAACCUCGGCGCACUCAGCCCCGAAGAUCUGUGGGCCUUCUACAACAAGUACGUCAACUCGUCCAACGCCGCUCUUGUCGGUGCUGGUGUGGCCCACAACACGCUGACUGACCUGGCCAACGAGUACUUCGGAUCGUUCGCUAAGGGCUCCAAGGCCACCAGCGCCACGGCUAAGUACGUGGGUGGUGAGACUCGCGUCAAGAAGGCCGGCAAGUUUACGCACGUCGCUCUUGCCCUGCCUACUGUGGGCCGUAACUCCGCCGACUUUGGCGCCUCGCAGGUGCUGCGCGCUCUGCUGAGCGUGCGACUGAACAACAAGAAGGCCUCGGCCUUCCUGUCGAGCUACAGCGACGCCGCUGUCUUGGGUCUGUCCGGUUAUGCCGCUCCUUCGGAGGCCGGCGCUCUCGUCGACUCGUUCGCUGCUGAGCUCAAGAAGGCCGCCUCGGCUCCGGCUACGAAGGAGGAGCUGGCUGCCGCCAAGACGACGGCUGCUUUUGAGGCUCUGGAGCAGUACAGCACCCUGGCGGGUACUCUGGGCCGCGUGGGUCUCAUCGCCACUACGGGCUUCGUGUCCAAGUCGCCGUCGGAGCUUGUUGAGGGUGUGACCGCUGAGAAGCUGCAGGAGUUGGCUCUGAAGGCACUGAAGGCUACUCCUUCGGUGGCUGCCAUCGGUAAGCUGUCGACUGUUCCGCACGUGGACGCGGUUGCCAGCAAGCUGCAGUAAAAAGGAUCACGAUGAUCGAUCAAGAGUGAGGACAGGAAGCGUCGAGUGUGGAUGCAGCGCAGUGACGCGGUAAACCUCAGGUUAGAAAAUAAGGUGGAGAGAGGACUGCGCAGACACACACGCAGCUAGCCUGGCGCCAAGGUGAUGAAGCAGGCGAAGAUCGCGCUAAAAUACAAGAAAAAGAACCAACUUUUUAACGUCAA